This is a messenger RNA of Cladocopium goreaui, 10116 nucleotides long. The record is from the annotation of a GenBank genome assembly. NCBI's taxonomy places the organism in Eukaryota, Dinophyceae, Suessiales, Symbiodiniaceae.
AUGCUCGUCAGAAUCAAAGAUGCUCGUAGCAUUUCUUUCGCCCGAGCAGCGGCCAUUUCCGGAGGUCUCACCCUACGGCCGUGCGUGAAGAAGUCUGUGCGGCGCCGUGCGUGGAAAGUGCGCGGGGGUCGUCCCGGAAGCCCUGCGGGCCACGACCGCAGGGACCGCAGGGACCGCAGGGUGGCCGCAGGGACGUCCAGUGGGCACGCCGUCGCAGCCGAUGCCCGGGCGAUCUUUUGGGGUCAUCUCAACGUCAGGCGCUGGUUGCUCUGCACGGGUGAAGAGAGCGAAGAUCUACUUGGAGGUCGACGCUGCGUCCUAUCUGCCCUGGCGGAUUUAGCCGCUAGCCCCUUGGAGAAGAGGUCCAUUGAUGACCUCAUCCAACUGGGAAAAGCGUCCCACAAGGAGCGCGCCCUACAACUGCACGAGACUCUGAAGGUCGGUCUUGCCAGAUGUGCCAUGAGGCUCACCAACAUGCCUUUGGGCUUUUGCCACGCCCCAAGCAUCCGGCGCGUCUCACUGACGUAUGUGCAAAACUUCAAGCAGGUCAUGGACUUCGAAGACAAGGAAGGUCGGUCAGGCCUCUGCAGUGAGGAGUACAAUGCGAUUACCAAUGGCAUCUUCAAUCAGCAUCGCGGCACCAUGCUGGAUGUGGCCAAAGGUGUCUUUGAGUUCAAUGAGGAUUUGAAUCAGCUCUUUGGACCCGACUUGGAACUGGCGGAGUUGAGACAUUUGCAACUCAUACAGGACAUCGAAGAUUCCCUGGAUGAAUUCUUCACCAAUCGCUUGACCUUACGCUUGAUGAUCUCGCACAUCCAAGCCCUCAAUGCCAAUAAGAACGUGAACAGCGACGGGGAGGCGAUGGUGGGUGUUGUGAAUGUUAGCACUCACCCCAUCACCAUUCUCUCGCGAGCGUACGUCGCGACGCGCUUCAUGUGCAUGAGAGAUUUUCAGACCGCACCAGAGCUUCUGGUGAACGGCACGAUGCAUGACGAAUAUGUUCAACAGGGGUCCAUGGGAAGGGGCGGAACAGCCAUACCGAACGAGACGUGCGUGAUCCAGCCAGAGCGCAGUCGCCCUCUGUGGAAGUGGGAUACGCUCUGUGCCUUUUUGCUCGUCCUAGUGGCGAUCUUGACACCUUUUGAAGCCGGCUUUUUGGAGGGCGACCUCUUCUCCUGGAUGGGAAUUUUCAAUAUCAUCACCAAUCUCUUCUUUCUGAUCGAUAUGCUCAUGCAAUUCUUUAUCGCAUAUCCCAUUGAGACCAGAUAUGGUCCAAGAUGGAUACUUCAGAAACGCCUCAUUGCGGUUCGAUAUUUGAAAGGCUGGUUCGCCAUUGAUUUGGCGAGCACUUUACCCUUGGACUACUUGUCUCCGGGCUCGGGCCUGGGCUUGUUGCGGACCAUACGCCUGCUCAGGCUUUUGAAGCUCCUCCGUUUGGCACGAGGCAUCCGUGUGGUUCGGAGAUAUCAGGCUGAAUUCGGACUCUCGUACAGAAAGAUGACACUGUAUCUUCUCUUUUUCUCGGUGCUGGCGGUGUCUCAUUGGCUUGCCUGCACUUUGGGCAUCGUGCACAAAUUUGCGAUCGAGCAUGAGAUUUGCAGUCGUCUGGACUUGGAAGAAGGCCGCACUGAUUGCUCUACCAGUUGGCUGACCGAAGGCAUGCGAUACCAUGCUGACUGGGGCGACUCCGAAAAUCCCACGGUGGAUAUCUUCGAGGCUUACAUCAUGGCGUUCUACACAGGUAUCACCAUCUUGGUCCAUCCACAUGCGCAUGAGGCAACAGGCACUGGAGAGCGUUUGCUCUUCACAAUUUUGCUUCUCAUUGGUGGAUUCAUGUGGACGCAAGUCAUUAGUAGAUCGACAGCCAUUGCCUCAUCCUUAAAUGCUCAUCAGCUGGCGCAUCAGCAAACCAUGGACGAUUUGAACAACAUCGCCAACAGGCUGAGUUUAUCUUUCGAUAUGAAAGUCCGGCUGCGGAAGUUCUUUUUACGGUCCCAAGCUCAACACGAGUAUCAGGCCUGGCAAGAGAUCCUGAGUCGGAUGUCUCCACAGCUACGUCGGGAUACCUACCGUGAGGUCAAUGUGCAUUGGGUGAAGAAGGUGCGUUUCUUUGAUGGAUGUUCAACCAGUUUUCUUACUGGUAUUGCGGAGAUCCUGGAAAUCAAGAUGUUUGCAGAACAGGAGCACUUUGGGCAACUGUUUCAUAUGUACAUUAUGAUGGGUGGCACUGCAUCGAGAGUGAUCAAUUUCAAUCUGUUGCUCCCCGGGAUGAUUUGGGGAGAGGACCAUCUGCUUCUCUCCAAUCCGGACUUGGUUUGUAGCAACAUUGCCGUGUCACUGACUGUGGUGGAGGUCCAGGAGCUUUCCAAGGAAGGCUUUGACUCUGUCUUGCAAGACUUCCCCGAUCAUGCGCAGAUCUUGCGUAGGGAAGUCGUGAAGUUCAUUGUCAUCCGUGGCGUCAAGCGAUUCGCCCACUUGACUCUCCAGGCCAGAGAGAAACAGGAGGGACUUACAAGAUCUCCGACUGCAAGUCCUGCCUCUGCAUGGAACAAGCGUUUGAGUGGGGAUGACACCGAGAAAAGUGCGACAAGUCCAGAAUUGAAUCAUGGCGAAACUCUGGAGCUGGAUGGAAAUGCUCAAAGCGUCAUCGAUGGUGCCAGACUGAUCAGCAUGCAAUACAAUGCUGCAAAACACCGCUUCAGCAAAGACCUGGCAAAGAUACCAAUAUCAUCCCAGUCAAUCUCUGGCGGAUCAAAGCUGAGAAGCGAGUUUCGGAGGAGUCAAGUGAAGCGAGAAUCGCAGGGCAAGAGGAAACCGAUUCACGAUGCGGGGACGGCGGCGGCUGUUGCAUGGUAUUCUCCCAUGGAUGCCGCAGCUGCAGCGACUGCUGCUGCAGUUCAAGCAGCUGAUUCUACACUUGGAGAGAAAUUCACAGAUUGGAACAUGCGCCAAGACGAGUUGGAAGAGAGCGUCUUCUCCCGCCUGGACGAACUCAGUGAGUUGAUGGAAAGUAGACCUGAAGAACUGCCAAUUCCAGAUGAUGAAGAGGGUGUAAGUGAAGGGGAGGGUAAAGCGAAUAGCCCGGAACCCCUUGAAGAUGUCAAAGCCCCGAAGUCAAAGGAAGCAGAAGGUCCAAAGCCAGGCAAACAACCUAGCAGGGAAGCAAUGACAAGGAAGAGGUCUCGAAGUGCGCCGAGGAGCCGGAAAGAGAAGUUUGAGGAAGAUCAAGAUGAUCAAGGGUCGAAGUUUCACACCCCAGCCAGUUGGGAGAACCCAACGGGGAAGGGAAGGGGUGGGGGGACUAGUGGUGGCAGGGAAAUCCAAAGGAGCACGGGGAGGGUGGAAGCCAAAGAGGAGUUGGCAAGUCAAUUGCAGCAAGACAUUGAAAGGGCAAUGUUUGCGCAACUUCGACAAGAAAAGGAAGAGCUCCAGCAGCAGGUUAGCAGGCUGGAAGCCAAGCUGCAACAGCAGGGCAAGCACAAAGCCAGACGCAGCACCCCGCAGUGUGCACCUGAGGAGCCCACACUGCAAUCAAAGACACCACCCCACAGCACCCCGCAGUGUGCACCUGAGGAGCCCGCACUGCACCCCAAGACACCGCCCUAUGGCAGAAAGCAGUGUGCACCUGAGGAGCCCACACUGCCACCGAAGACACCACCCCGUCCACCCCCAGAGGACCUGCCCCCAUUGCCGGACUGGCCGGAGUCCUUCGGCUUCUAUGAGAUGCAUGAGGAUGAAGGUAGGAUAAAAAGAAGGGUGAAAGAUGUUGAGGACUUCCAACAUGCAGAGCACUGCAUGGACAGCUCAAGUGAAGAAGCAGCACAGGAACGAGCAGAGAGGAGGCGCUAUUGGCAAGCUCCAGUUUUGAAGGAAGAAGACACAAGGUCAGCAAGAGGAGCCGAAGUAGCCUCACUGAUGAAGCAAGCAGCACAAGGCAUGGGUCAGAAGAUGUAUACCCAGAGCGAGGUGGAUAAGAUGAUGCGAGAAUUUGAGGAGACAAGAAAGGCAGAAGAAGAGCGCACAAGGAGAGGUGAAAGAGGCGAUGAAGGACUGAGGAGCUUUCAGGUGACGUUGCCUCCUCUCCCAGAGCCACAAGUGCACAACGCAUCACUUGAAGCAGGAGACUGGUUAACCCAGAUCAAGCCACUUAUCUCAGAUGUCAGUGUGCAUGCAUCUGAGUGGUGGGAGGCGGUGUUGAAGGAGACAGACAAGCAAUACCAGCAGUGGCUAACAGCAGCCCCCCUGGACAAGCUCAAAGUGACCCCGCCAAACACAGAACAGUUAGUGCAAGGGCAUGAAAGGUUGGCACAGAGGAUUGCCGUCCUUCUCAUGCAAGCACUGCCCCCAGGUCUGCGCCAAGAGAUGGUGUCAGCAAGACAAAUGGAUGCCCCCAACAUCCUAUUUCGCAUCUACAAAACAUACCAGCCAGGUGGGUUAGCAGAGCGGAGGCACACCCUCAGCCAACUCACCAACACAGCUACAGCAGCCACCCCGACAGAAGCAGUGGCAUCACUCCGGUUGUGGAGGAGACAAGCACAAAGAGCAACAGAACUGAAAGCUACCAUGCCUGAUGCCGUACUGCAAGUACGUGCACUCACAGCCAUCAUGGAAGGCCUCUUAGCGAAAGAUUCACAGGCAUCCUUUCGCGUCAGCUCACACCGCAUGGCCAAUGGGAUUGACGUAGCACCCACGGAGGAGGAUAUUGGGUUGUUCUACGACCUUCUCUUGGCAGAAGCAGAGCACAUGGUGACAAGCACAGCAACACAGGCAGACCUGGGAACAAGUGACAACAAACCCCAGGAGGAGUGGGCACAGGCAAGCCCAGUGAGUGUCAAGUUAGCAGCAGGAGAAACACAGAUGAGACAGUGUAGUGACACCACAACACUCCUAGUUGAAGAACCAGUACAAGCAAUUAUCCCAGUGGCCAAGGUCAUUGACUUGGGAUACGUGGUGCACUGGGAUCGAGAUGCGUGUCGGAUAGAGCAUGUCCGACAUGGAAGGAUCCCAGUCGAGAUGAGCCAAGGUUGCCCAACAGUACCCCGAGAGUGGGGGGAGAAGCUCAUGGAAGAGGUUGAAGAAGCCGAGCGAAAGAAGGGGCGACUGAGAGCCAUUAUGAAGCUAGAUGUGCUGGCAGAAGAUGAACAUGAAAAGCGCAUCGCCGAGUUGAAGGCAACGUUCCCACAGGUGCCAAUCAGGAUCUUAGAAAGGAUCCCGGGGGAGAAGGAGUGGGACCCAGACCAAGUCCCAUUCAACAGGCAAAAAAGGAGGCAAAUUGAACAGGCCAAGAUGAUAGUGAUCAACAUGUGUUCUGGCCCCAACACAGAAAGAUGGAAGGAAGUCGAGAAGAAACAAGGGGUCGUGGUUCUCAACUUAGAUGUGUUGUUGGGAGUCAACGUGAUGGAUCCACAUGUUGGAGGAUGGCUGGAAAGCCUGAUCGCCACAGGCAAGGUGGUGUUCUGGACAGCAGGUCCGCCAUGCCGAACAGUGUCAUUCUGCCGUCAACGAGGAUUAGUAGACGGUGGGCCCAAGCCCGUACGAGCAAGAGAAGGACCCCUGAGGUUUGGGUUACCCAACAUAACAGCAAGCAUGCAAGAGCAAGCAGACCACGACACAGCAUUGUGGCUGAAGAACUUGUGGUACAUGAAAUUGGUCAAGCAGGCCAACCCGCAAGCAGAAGUCAUGGUCGAACAGCCCCGCGACCCGGCAGAAUGGCAAACCCAAGUUCAGGAUUGCCCCACCUUUUUGGUGUGGCCAGAAACGGCGCAGGUUAUGAAGGAUCUGCAACUUACACCAGUCAAGUUUUGCCAAGGAAGCAUGGGACACCCUACAGCAAAACCUACUACAAUCCUCACAGACGUGCGGGAAUUACAGCACCUGCAAGACACACCAACAGGAGCACACAGCAAGCAAUGGCCAGAAGACUUGAGGAGCCGAGUGGCCAUGUCCAAGACACUUGCAGCAUGGGCGCCUGGACUGGUGGAAGUGAUCAAGAUAGCCAUGAAAAGAAAGGUGGAGGAAAGUCCAGGACUGAAAGCCAUCAGUGCCAAGGAAAGGGAAGCCAUCCGAGAGUGGCGAACCCACGUGGAUAUGAACCACAUGCCGUAUCGCAAGGAUUGCGGUAUAUGUGUGGAAGCCAUGGGCAAGGAUCGCCCACACAGGAGGCAAAGAAAUCCAGCCCCCUUCACACUGUCAUUGGACAUUGGUGGUCCAUUCGUAGAAGGAGUGGACCAAGUGAAUUACCACAAACCCAAGUAUAUCCUCAUUGGUGUGAUGACAAUACCAAUGUGGAAAGGUCGACCAAUGGUGGAGGGCUUGAGAAAGUUGGGAGGCGAUGAAGAGCCUAUGGAGGAGUUGCCUCGGCCACCUGAGGAGAGUGAAGUAGUUCUCUCAGGAGAACUUGAGGAGGAGGACGGAGCAGAACCCAGCAGUCCCCAGCAAGAAGCCCCCGGCAACCCCCAGCAAGAUGCAGCCCCCGGCAGCCCCCAAGCACCAGCAGACUCAGAUGACCUGGACCCGUUCCAGGGUCAAGAUGAUAGACAAGCCGAAGAAUCUGAAGCCCGCAUCAAAGACUUGGAUGCACAGAACCAGAAGUGGAAGGAGUUCAUGGGAGGAGGCACCGACUUCACAGUCAAGUCCCUCACCAUGGCGGUGCCCAUCCGAGCUCGGAGGGCCAAGGUAGCAAUCAAAGGCUUGGCUCAGAUUGUGGCCAGGCUAAGGGCCAUGCACAUCCCCAUCACACGCAUCCACACAGAUCGUGCCCAAGAAUUUUGUGGCAAGGAGUUCCAGCAGUGGCUGGAAAACAGAGACUUAUGGCACACAACAACAGCAGGCGACGAGCCAUCAGCCAAUGCCCGAGCAGAAAACCAUCUUAAACUGCUCAAAGGCCGUACACGCACACUGAUGAAGACGGCACAAUGUGAGUUGACUUACUGGCCAUUGGCGCUCAGGUAUGCGUCGGAGGAGAGGUUCAGAAGUCAGCUCAGAGAGUGUGGUGUACCGGCACCCCCCAUGUUGCCAUUUGGCAUCCGAGGGUAUGCGAAGAAGAAGGCAUGGCAGGACAAACACGCCAUGUGGCGAGCACCAAUGAUGGGCGUUAGAGUGUGGGGCCCUGCAUGCGACAUGAGCAUGACAAGCAAAGGAUACUUCCUGCAGGUGGAAGGUACCAACCAGUUUAUGAGAUCCACAGUGAUCAUCAUCCCCAAGCAAUCCCCAACGGUGCUUGAUCCCGUCAAUGGAGGAGCCCCGGGAGCACCACAUCCACAACAACACGCAGGUGUUGUUGAACCCCCACAGGCAAAUGCAGGAGUUGAUGAAGCGCUCCUUUACUCCCCAUCCCUGGGCCCUGAUGACAUCGAUCAUCCAGGAGACCUCCUGGAUGACAACCCCAACCCGGGGGAGCUUGAACUAGCCCCCCAUGACCCCCCAAGAAGACGGGUCAAUGGCAAAAAAGGCCCCCAGUUCUAUGAUGGACGGCCCUUUGAACCAACUUUGCGGCAUCUCAAAGUCGGGGGGGAGUGGGAGGAAGAAGAGGAGUGGAGGCAAUGGUACAAGCAAUGGAGGAGGUGCAACAAAGCAAAAGAUUUGGCGGUGAUGGAACAUGAUGGUCUAGUGACGUGGAUCAAAGAAGAAAGACAAACAGCAAGGGAUCCACAAACACUACAGGUGAUGUUGGAAGCUGAACAGAAGCUCAACCAACUUGAAGCAACAUUGGAGCGUGAAGCAAAAAUCAGCAAGGUCAGCCUGGAACAGGAAGCUGAAGAAGAGGUGCUCCAAACAAGAGUGAUCCCGUUAGAGGAAGUGAAACGGGACAUGGCAAGUUGGAAGCCCGUGUUUCAGAAGGAAUAUGAUGCAUUGGUGGCUGGGCCGGUUACUCCCAUCUUUGAAAAGGAAUGGAGAGAGAUGGAAAGACAAGAAGUGCCGGUAGAAGUGUUACCAGCCAAAGCAAUUGCAUCAAAGAAACCACCCAACCGAAAGAAAGGUAGAGUGGUGGUGUGUGGAAACUUCACAGAAGACAGAGAUGGACAAGAUGUGUCAGUAGGUGGAGUGUGUGCCAUGGCAGUAAGAGGAAUGGUCCAUGUCGCCACAUGCAAACAAUGGGCCAUAGGAUCCAUUGAUGUGACAGGGGCAUUCCUACAAGCACCUAGAAGGCAGAAAGCAACAACAAGCAUAGUUCAGCCACCACGACUGCUCCACCAGUUGGGCAUCACAAAAACAGACGAAAGAUGGCGCGUAAACUGCGCACUCUACGGGUUUGUUGAAAGCCCAGCAGAUUGGGCGGCGUGUCGUGAUACAGAGCUAAAAAAAAUGACUUGGGAAGAAGGUGAUUGGUUUUAUUGGCUAGAGAGAAGUCCAGAACAGCACCUAUGGAAGGUCAAGAAGGCGAAGAAAAUGCAGAAGGAAGGAGAACAAGGCGCCACAGCAGGCUGGAUAGCUGUGUACGUGGAUGACUUUCUGGUCACAAUGCCAACCACAGAGAUUGCAGCAGCAUUCCGCAGAAUCAAAGAAACAUGGAAAUGCUCAGAAGAGGAGUAUGUGGUUCAAGAACAUGCGAUGAGGUUCUGCGGAUAUGAAUUGAGGAAAAGAGAAGAUGGAGGAAUGGAGCUCACCCAAGAAGGGUACAUCACCGACAUCCUACAGAAGUAUGGAGUCAGCAGCACCGAGAACACACCAGUACCUAAGUUUGAGGAUGCGGAGGAUGAACAAGAGCCUCCCAUUGCCAUCAUCAAGGAGGCACAGGCUUUGUGCGGAGAACUGCUAUGGAUUGCUGGCCGAACUAGGCCGGACGUGGCUUAUGGAGUAGGGUUGAUGAGUCGGCUUAUACACCGGCGGCCUACUCUAGUGGUUCAAAUUGGCCACCAUAUGCUGCGCUACCUUCACGGCUCUAGCCACUUGGGCCUAGUGUACAAGCCGGUGAAGGAAACUGAAGAGGAGUGGAAAAGAUUGAAAGUUCUUGCGGACACAUCGUUCGCACCACCCCAUGAGAAAUAUCGGUCAGUGCAGGCAGUAGUGGUGGAGCAUGGAACAAACAUCCUAGCAUGGCAGAGUGCUAGACAAGCAUUCAUCACGCAUAGCACAGCAGAAGCAGAACUGGUAGGGUAUAGCGAGGCGUUUCAAAUUGGAGAAGCGACGUCAGCUUUGCUCCAAGUGCUUGAGAUUUGUGCUUCAAAGAGUUUGAUAGGAGAUUCAAAAGCAGCACUAGCACAGCUCCUGGGUGACACAGGACCUUGGCGCACGAGGCAUUUGCGGCUGAGAUCAGCCAAACUUCGAGAAGCUCUUCGUGGUCCAGGUGUAGGAGGGUUUCAGCCACGCAUUUGUGCGUUGCGUCCGGACGGGCAAAGCCAUGGAAGAAGAGGUGGCAUAGCCGAUCGGGGUCGAGCUGCAAUGCCGUUGUUGAAUCAGAGAAGACAAGCAGCUGCAGAGUUAUCGGUGCCGUCACCGGCCAGCAACCACAGUGAAGAGCUGGAAAUCGGACAUGAAUUGCAAUCAGUGCAGGAAUUGCAAUCAAUGCUUGCGAGCCUGGAACUGCAACCUGAGCCUGAACGGGAGAACCCGUCUGGGAGUGGUAGUGCAGAACAGCCAUCGAAUGAAUCGCAUGAACAGAGACAAGAGGAAGCAGCCGAACCGUGGUUGCUGCCCCAGUUUCAGACCAUCCAGCGCUCCAGCAAGGACCAGUGGAAUUUCACCCUGUGGGAUCAGGGUUGGGCCAUCAGAGAACAUCGAAAGCAUCGAGUUCGUGCUUUCCAUCCAGUUCAUUCAUCCACACCUUUUGACUGUGCAAUCCUGGAUAGUGAGAGAGUCACUAGAAAAGUUUGCCCACGAGAAGAAAUAGUCACGGAUCAGUGGACAGCUGCCAACGCGUGGCGUGGAGAGGAAAUGCUUGAGGAACAGCAGGAGCUCAUGUUAUUUUUCAAGCAGAAGAUGGCCCAAGAAAGUCUACGAGAAGAAGUUCUCAAUGAUGAGGAGAAUGGCACCAGGCCUUCUCAGUCUGCCAGAUCUUCGACGUCGAGUCGCUUUAGAAUGUUUCAGACGUUACCCAGUGUCCCAAAGAAGCCGGACCUGAGACCAGACAGUGAUGAUAUGCCGAAAUUCCAAACCUUCCAUCAGGACAGGAGUUGA